Molecule: messenger RNA, 900 nt
Organism: Hyphopichia burtonii NRRL Y-1933
Lineage: Eukaryota; Fungi; Ascomycota; Pichiomycetes; Serinales; Debaryomycetaceae
Gene: TIM17
Product: protein transporter
Exons: 1
Coding region: 191-667 (158 amino acids)
Biological process (GO): protein import into mitochondrial matrix
Cellular component (GO): TIM23 mitochondrial import inner membrane translocase complex; mitochondrial inner membrane
Molecular function (GO): transmembrane protein transporter activity
Source: RefSeq, a predicted model, not a curated record
UAAACCAGAUAUUGGUAUGCUAUUGCUGCAACUCGGCAAAACACCCAUACACCCACUACUCUCCUGUAUGUAAAAAAUCAAAAAAAUUUUCAGUCAGCGAAACGAACUAAAAAAAAAAAAAAAGAGUUGAAUAAAGCAGUAAUUUUUCAUUAGCUUUCAAGAGUUAUUUGCCACAACAGAAGAGUAUACCAUGUCCAACACAUCAGCAGAUCAUACCAGAGAUCCAUGUCCUAUAGUUAUAUUGAAUGAUUUCGGAGGGGCCUUUUCCAUGGGUGUCAUUGGUGGUUGCGUUUGGCACGGGAUCAAAGGAUUUCGUAAUUCGCCAUACGGAGAAAGAUGGUAUGGAUCCAUAAGUGCAAUCAAGGCCAGAGCCCCAGUGGUUGGGGGGAACUUUGGUGUUUGGGGUGGGUUAUUUUCCACCUUUGAUUGUUCAGUCAAGGCCAUUAGAAGAAGAGAAGAUUCAUGGAAUGCCAUCAUUGCCGGUUUUUUCACCGGGGGUGCUUUAGCCAUCAGAGGUGGAUGGAGACAUACUAGAAACUCUGCCAUUACCUGUGCAUGUUUCUUGGGUAUUUUCGAAGGGGUCGGUAUGAUGAUGCAAAGAUUCAUGGCCCAACCCCAAAUGGCCCCAGUUUACGCCGACGAAAACGGAACCCCAAUGGCUGCCUAGUCCCAUUGCUUUAAUUACACCACGAUUUAUAAAUGAACCUACUCCUUUGAAAAGUAUUAAUUUUUUUUCAAUUUCCCGAUUCUGACUUGAAUUCUACAAGUAUUCAACCCAAAUCUUGUAAAUAUUACCAAUUCCCCUCGCCUUCCCCCUUUCCCUUCUACUUCUCUUGUUAAUGUCAUGUAUAGAGCAUUUUUCCCUUAGUUUUUCCUAUAAAAACAUGUUUUCAACCUUGU